Molecule: messenger RNA, 884 nt
Organism: Symbiodinium pilosum
Lineage: Eukaryota; Dinophyceae; Suessiales; Symbiodiniaceae
Source: the annotation of a GenBank genome assembly
AUGGCUGCGGACUCCGGCAACUACGGAAACUACAUCGCAAAGUAUGGAGACUACCACAAGUAUAUCAGCGAGUAUGCGGGCAAUUAUGCCGGCAAGUACGCGGGCAACUACGCCGGCAAAUAUGCCAACGGCUAUGCCAGCGAUUAUGUGCCAGCUCAGGGUGAGGGAGCCUCCGCAGUGAGCUUCGCCGCCUCCCCGAGCGGGGACGACCAGGCAGAGGACUCUCAAAAGGCUGCCCCUGCGCCAUCCCCGGAAGCAGCAAGCUCCUCCAGUGAGGGUUCAGACCAGGGCGCGGCGGGAGACUACCAGAAGUAUUCCGCGCAGUAUCAGAAGAACCAGGGGAACUACGAGAUGUACAUGGCCGAGUACAUGGCUGGCUUCCUCCAGUACUUGCAGUACAUGAACACUCGCGGACAGGGCUCCCAGGGUGACUACCAGAAGUACAUGAAGAACUACCAGAAGUACAUGCAGGGCCACGGAGGCGACUACCAGAAGUAUAUGGCCGGCUUCCAGCAGUACAUGCAGGGACAGGGCAACGGUGGCUACGAGAAGUUCAUGUCCCAGUAUGCCUCGGACUUCCAAAAGUACAUGCAAGGCCAGGGCCAGGGUGCUUCGGGCGACUACCAGAAGUACGCCUCAGAUUUCCAGCAGUACAUGAAGGGACAGGGCGGCAACGGCAAUUACCAGAAGUACAUGUCGCUGUACUCCCAGGACUUUGACAAGUAUAUGCAAGGCCAGGGCCACGGGUCACAGGGGGGCGACUACCAGAAGUACAUGUCGGAUUUGCAGCAGUACAUGAAGGGACAGGGCGGCAACGGUGACUACCAGAAGUACAUGUCCCAGUACGCCUCGGAUUUCAACAAGUACAUGCAAGGCCGUGAGGG